This is a messenger RNA of Xenia sp. Carnegie-2017, 1973 nucleotides long. Its product is annotated as stimulated by retinoic acid gene 6 protein-like. Gene Ontology annotation, cellular component: plasma membrane. NCBI's taxonomy places the organism in Eukaryota, Metazoa, Cnidaria, Anthozoa, Malacalcyonacea, Xeniidae. Gene Ontology annotation, biological process: vitamin A import into cell. The coding region runs from base 77 to 1831 and encodes 584 amino acids. The transcript has 19 exons. The record is from RefSeq and is a predicted model, not a curated record. Gene Ontology annotation, molecular function: retinol transmembrane transporter activity; signaling receptor activity.
UUCAUUAUGUGGCAGUGAAUUUCCUUGAUGUGUAAAAUGCCCUAAAGAUAUCAUUACUCGAUACAGAGUCAUCAGGAUGCACCAACGCCGAGAGUUUUCCCACUUUCUACAAUUGAGCUUGGAAGGAUGCGAAGAAUUUAACUUCCUGAGAUUUUUCGAUGCGAUAUCAUGUACAUUAAUAUCAGUUUUUAUUACAUUGGUUUUAUCGUUUUUACGACAAAAAUCAUCAAACACACGACUAUCAUUGGUUGCACCCUUAAAUAUUCUCGAUGGCCAACUUCGAAACAGAUGGUCUGUAGCGAUUGCUUUUGCUACAAUGAUGUCUACUAUAAGCGGUCUUUUACUUGGUCACAAGUUUCACUUCAUUCAAAUUGACGACGAGCGUUUACACAAUAUUUCUGCUCUGCUUAAUCUUAUCAUCACGGUGGUCACGUAUUUCGUCGUUUACUAUCCAUACUUGGCAUGUUUGAUGUCUGAACAUUGUUUGAUUGCAUCCAUUCUUGGUUUUUUAUAUGUAUCUUACAGAUAUAUUAUCUUGGCUGUGGGUGCAUUUCAAUGCUGGAUUUACUCCAAAUCAUUAACGAAUGAACAGGAAUAUUUCAAGUUUGUCUUAGAACUUCCUGUUAUUGUUUUCAAUGCAUUUCUGUUCGCCAGAUUUGCGUUUUUAGUUGGCUAUCACACAUGGCACCGUGUUUUUCGUAGUCAUUUGAAGACGAGUCAAUACAAAAUUGUGGAAGAAUCAACUUUACGUUAUGUUUAUUUUAUUUUCCACCCGCGAAAAAGAUCACGAAUAGAAAGUAAAAAUAUUUAUGGUAUUGUCUCAAUUCUAUAUGGCGACUGUAAUUUUAAAUUUUCCAGUUUGACGAUUUCCACGUUUUUAGUUUCCUUUCUCGCCGUUUUUUAUACCUCGGUCGUCAUUGUUCGUGAAAUCUGUUCUGUGGAAUUAUUCCAGUCAAAUCCUUUCGACGUUGUAAUAAAAACGCCUACAAUCACAUCGGUUUGUGUAGCAGCAUUCUUCACAAGUGGAAUGUUGAUUGAUUCCAUGCUUUGUCAUCGACGAAACAUUUUACGUAUGUUCAAAGGUGACAAAACAUUCCUUCCUGAAAAUCUUGGACGACCUUCGCGUAUCGUGGGUAGAAGCUUGCGAUUCUGUGGUAAUCAAGUUGCAGCUGCUUGCUGGGGAAACAUAACCGUCAGUUCUUUAUUCAUUAUAAUUUCGUGCACAAUCACAACUUUGGUACAUUUUUGGGAAGAAAUAUUUACCCCGGAAAGAAUAGAGAGAGCAAGACAAGACAUGAUUUUUGUUCUUUUGCCCUGUAGCAUCUACUAUAUCGCGAUUUGGUUUUUUAUCGAAUUGCUUGUAAAGUUUGUGUUUCGAAACUUCAGCUAUCCCGACAAUGUCAUCACCAUAGACAACAGAAAAGUUUACAAUACUUCAAUAUUCUUCUUUUACUUCCACACAAUCAUUGUUGGUUUCCCAGCCGUUGUGGGUCGCACAAUAUUAAGCAUAUUUCUUGGAUUAUUUUUUCUUUCGCGGACGGAUCGCAAUCUUAUGAUCCAGGGAUUCCAUAACGUUGAUCAUGGUUAUGCUUCUUAUGUCGGCUACCUUCAUGUGAUUGCAAUACAUAGAAAUCCCGUACGGAUUGUCUUUUCACAAAUUUUGCUGGAUCUUGUACAUAAACAAAAUGUGAUCGUCAACAAAAGAGUGUACCCUUACCCGCGGGUUUCAAGGAAAGCUUUCAACCGUUGGCAUCUAGCUUAUACUCUUAUCAAAAACUCUCAACUUCAGCAAUAUCGAAUCCAUCGUUUCGUAGAUGAAGAUCGAAGGUAAAUAGAAUGUCCUUGUCUUUCCAUGAGACAUUCGUGAAUAAGUUCAACGAAGAUAAACAUCAAGAAAUAAAGUAUCUUGUACGAUGAGGAUAUCACAUGUUAGCUAAACUAUCACAUUGAAAAAAUACAAUAGAGGAAGCUAA